Molecule: messenger RNA, 4685 nt
Organism: Myxocyprinus asiaticus (Chinese sucker)
Lineage: Eukaryota; Metazoa; Chordata; Actinopteri; Cypriniformes; Catostomidae
Product: ATP-dependent translocase ABCB1-like
Exons: 28
Coding region: 159-3977 (1272 amino acids)
Biological process (GO): transmembrane transport
Cellular component (GO): membrane
Molecular function (GO): ATP binding; ATP hydrolysis activity; ABC-type transporter activity
Source: RefSeq, a predicted model, not a curated record
UCUGCGCUCUCCAGCUACAGCUGAGCAGCAGUGCGUUACGGGUGGGACAGCAUCACCUCACUCACACCAGCGCACGAAACCACCUGCUCCAUCAAGACUUAAUAAUUUAACUCCAGAUUAAAACUGACCCGGACUGUCAGCGUUAGAGAUAAGCAAACAUGGGCAAGAAAUUCAAACUGUCCAAAGGCAAAAAGGAGGAGAAUGGUGAUUUAAGCACUGAGAAAAAUGGAAAGGAAGAAGAGAAUACCAAAAUAGAGAUGGUGGGACCAAUAGAAAUAUUUCGCUAUGCAGAUGGUGUUGACAUUUUCCUUAUGCUGGUUGGCGCAGUUAUGUCCAUGGCCAAUGGGGCAGUACUUCCACUCAUGACUAUUGUAUUUGGAGACAUGACAAACAGCUUUGUGGACAGUACAAUAUUAGACAGUUUAAAGGACAACGUCACCUUUCCACCCAACUACACCUUUCCAGAGUUCACUAAUGUAACUUUAGGGGAGCAGAUGACAAAGUAUGCCAUAAACUACAGCAUCUUGGGGUUUGUAGUCUUGGGGGCAGCAUACAUGCAGGUUGCCUUUUGGACUCUUGCAGCAGGACGUCAAGUGAAGAGACUUAGAAAGAAGUUUUUUCAUUCCAUCAUGAAACAGGAGAUCGGUUGGUUUGAUGUCAACGAGACAGGACAGCUGAACACACGUCUCACAGAUGAUAUCUACAAAAUAAAUGAAGGCAUUGGGGAUAAGCUUGGCAUGCUUAUUCAGUCCUUGACCACUUUUAUUACCGGCAUCAUCAUUGGCUUUGUCAAAGGCUGGAAACUCACGCUCGUCAUCCUCGCUGUUAGCCCAUUGCUCGGAAUCUCGGCUGCUAUCAUUGGAAAGGUGAUGACAUCAUUUACCUCAAUGGAGCAGACAUCCUAUGCCAAGGCUGGAGCAGUGGCUGAGGAGGUGCUGUCAGCCAUCAGAACUGUCUUUGCCUUUGGGGGACAGAAGAAAGAGAUAGAGAGGUAUCACAAGAACUUGGAGGAUGCUAAGAACGUUGGUAUAAGGAAGGCCAUCACUGUGAACAUUGCUAUGGGCUUUACAUUCUUCAUGAUCUAUAUGUCCUAUGCACUGGCCUUUUGGUAUGGCAGCACUCUUAUCCUGGCUGGAGAAUAUGACAUUGGCAAACUCUUAACGGUUUUCUUCACUGUCCUAAUUGGAGCUUUCGGCAUUGGCCAAACAUCUCCCAACAUCCAGUCCUUCUCUAGUGCAAGAGGAGCUGCCCACAAAGUUUUCCACAUCAUUGAUAAUGAACCUAGCAUUAACAGUUUCUCGAAUGAAGGCUACAAACUUGAUGUUGUAAAAGGGAACAUAGAAUUCAAAAACAUUCACUUCAGCUACCCCUCUCGACAGGAUGUAAAAGUCCUGAAUGGCAUAAAUCUUAAAGUCAUGAGUGGACAGACUGUCGCUCUGGUGGGCAGCAGUGGGUGUGGAAAAAGCACAACAAUCCAGCUGCUACAGCGCUUCUAUGACCCACAGGAAGGAACAGUGACUAUAGAUGGUCAUGAUAUUCGCUCUCUAAACGUGCAAGGUCUGAGAGAACUGAUAGGUGUAGUCAGUCAGGAGCCAGUGCUGUUCGCCACCACCAUUGCAGAGAACAUCCGCUAUGGACGUCUAGACGUCACCCAGGAAGAGAUUGAGCAGGCCGCAUGUGAAGCCAAUGCCUAUGACUUCAUCAUGAAACUGCCAGAUAAAUUUGAGACGCUGGUAGGAGACAGGGGCACUCAAAUGAGUGGUGGACAGAAGCAACGUAUUGCUAUUGCAAGAGCGCUUGUACGCAACCCCAAGAUCCUCCUCCUUGAUGAGGCUACAUCUGCGCUAGAUGCCGAGAGUGAGACUAUCGUACAAGCAGCUUUAGACAAGGUGAGGCUGGGCAGGACCACCAUUAUAGUGGCUCACCGGCUGUCCACUAUUCGAAAUGCUGAUGUCAUCGCUGGUUUCCAAAAUGGUGAAAUAGUAGAACUGGGCACACAUGAUGAACUAAUGGAAAGAAAGGGAAUAUACCACUCCCUCAUCACAAUGCAGAUUUUUAAGAGUUCAGAUGAUGCUGAGGAGAGAAAAGAGGAGAUAACUAUGGAUGAGAAAAGUCCAUCAGUCAGCUCUUUGAAUGAACGCACACUAUACAGACAGAAAUCAAGAAGUGCUUCAGAGAAAGGUCUGCAGGAGGAAGAGAAACAGACAGAGGAGGAAAAGGUUCCAGAGGUCUCCUUCCUCACAGUUCUGAAACUGAAUAAACCUGAAUGGCCGUACAUAGUGAUUGGAGUCUUCUGCGCCAUCAUCAAUGGAGCCCUGCAACCAGCAUUUGCUAUCAUUUUCUCUAAAAUCAUUGCUGUGUUUGCUGAGAUAGAUCAGGAAAUUAUAAGGCAGAGAAGUGACAUGUACUCUCUGCUGUUUGCUGGAAUUGGGAUUGUGUCCUUUUUCACUCUCUUCUUUCAGGGUUACUGUUUUGGGAAAGCUGGUGAGAUUCUGACCAUGCGACUGAGAUUUAAAGCCUUCAAUUCUAUGAUGAGACAGGACCUGAGCUGGUAUGAUGAUACUAAGAACAGUGUGGGUGCUCUGACCACCAGGCUGGCUGCAGAUACUGCUCAAGUGCAGGGUGCCACCGGAUUGAGAAUGGCAACACUGGCACAGAAUGUGGCAAACCUGGGCACGUCCAUCAUCAUUUCAUUUGUGUACGGCUGGCAAUUGACCCUCCUCAUCCUCUCCAUUGUUCCAAUCAUGGCUGUUGCUGGAGCAGUCCAGAUGAAGUUACUGGCAGGACAUGCUCUGAAAGACAAGAAGGAGCUUGAGCAUGCUGGAAAGAUUGCAACAGAAGCAAUCGAGAACAUCCGUACCGUGGUUUCAUUGACAAGGGAGAGCAAGUUUGAGAAUCUCUACCAGGAGAACUUAGUUGUGCCCUACAAAAAUGCUAAGAAAAAGGCACAUAUUUUCGGCCUGACAUUCUCUUUCUCUCAAGCGAUGAUCUACUUUGCCUAUGCUGGCUGUUUCAAGUUUGGCUCUUGGCUCAUUGAACAAAAGCUGAUGACCUUCGAGGGCGUCUUUCUUGUAAUCUCAGCAGUGGUGUAUGGAGCAAUGGCUGUUGGAGAAGCAAACUCCUUCACUCCAAACUAUGCAAAGGCCAAGAUGUCUGCCUCCCACAUCCUGAUGCUCAUCAGCAGAGUCCCAGCUAUUGACAAUAUCUCAGAGGAUGGGGACAAGCCGGAAAAGUUUGAAGGGAAUGUGAGUUUCGAUGAUGUGCAUUUUAACUAUCCAUCGCGGCCGGAUGUGCCAGUGCUUCAGGGGCUCAGGCUCAGGGUGAAGAAGGGGCAAACUCUCGCCCUGGUGGGCAGCAGUGGCUGUGGCAAGAGCACCACCAUCCAGCUAUUGGAGAGAUUUUAUGACCCUCUGCAGGGCAAAGUGAUGCUGGAUGACAAUAAUGCAAAGCAGCUGAACAUCCACUGGUUGCGCUCUCAGAUAGGCAUUGUUUCCCAGGAGCCCGUGCUGUUUGACUGCAGCCUGGCAGAGAAUAUCGCAUAUGGAGACAACAGCCGAAAAGCCACUCAGGAGGAGAUUGAACAGGCUGCCAAGGCUGCUAACAUACAUUCCUUUAUUGAAGGGCUGCCACAGCAAUACCAGACGCAGGCAGGUGAUAAGGGUACUCAGCUCUCAGGAGGACAGAAACAGCGUAUUGCUAUAGCGAGAGCCAUCCUCCGCAACCCCAAACUCCUACUGCUGGAUGAAGCCACAUCUGCUCUGGACACAGAGAGUGAGAAGGUAGUGCAGGAUGCUCUUGAUAAGGCGCGUGAGGGCCGGACAUGUAUCAUAGUAGCCCAUCGGCUGACCACCAUCCAGAACGCAGACCGCAUAGCUGUGUUUCAAAAUGGGGUAGUGGUGGAGCAGGGCACACACCAGCAGCUGCUCAGCCAGAAGGGGGUGUACUACACCCUGGUUACGUCUCAGAUGGGUCACUGACAUUAAAGACAUGCAUCUAGGCCUAAAUUUGUUUUAGACAGAAUCUAAAAACAUUUACAUUUUUAUAUGGUCUCCUGUGGUAGGCAGACUUUGAAAUUUUAGACGUGAACAGUUCUGUUUUCAUUUUGUUAAAUUAAGUGGCAUUUAAAACUAAAGACACUGCUGAAAACUGUGAAAACACUAUAAAAGCGUGGACAUUUGUGUCCAAGCACAUAUCAUAGGAGCAGAGCUUUGCUUAAGUAAAGAGCAAGACUAAAGCACUGCUGUUUAAAUUAUAUCAAAGCCUUGUCGUGUAUUUUAAGGAUGCAUGUUUUGUUCUGCAGGCAUAUGAUAAUAUAAAUCCACCUGACUACUUUCUUGUUGCUACUUGCUGACUCUCUGUGGUCAUCAAAAAUCUCAGGACACUUCUCGAAAAGAGUUGGGGUGUAACCCCGGUGUCCUGGCUAUAUUCCCUCAUUGGCCCUUAUCAAUCAUGGCCUCCUAAUAAUCCCCAUCCAUUAAUUGGCAAAUCUAAUAAUCAGAAUAAUAAUGAUAAUUCAGCAUAAUAUUAUAAUAAUCAACCAGCAAUGUUUAGCUGGGGUUUAAAAAAAAAAAAAAAGUCAGUGAAGUAGCUUUGCACAGUAAAAACAUUUCAAGGUAAAUAAUGCUUUUUAUUAAGCUACUAUGUAUCAUUGUGUAUGAAAUAUAAAUAUAAAGUGCAUAUCAAUG